Trifolium pratense (red clover) is the source of this 1871-nucleotide messenger RNA. Its product is annotated as protein HOTHEAD-like. The transcript has 5 exons. The coding region runs from base 64 to 1794 and encodes 576 amino acids. Gene Ontology annotation, molecular function: flavin adenine dinucleotide binding; oxidoreductase activity, acting on CH-OH group of donors. Lineage: Eukaryota; Viridiplantae; Streptophyta; Magnoliopsida; Fabales; Fabaceae. The record is from RefSeq and is a predicted model, not a curated record.
UUUAAUUAUCUUAGAAAGACCUUGCAAAUUGUUCAAACUUCUAACAAGUGAAGAAAGAUACAAAUGGGUUGGUUCUUGGCACAAUAUAUAUGGGCAUUUCUUGCUGGAAGCUUGUUCUUUAAUGGUUUAUCUUAUUCUUAUAAAGCUCCAAUGUACACAUUUAUCAAAGAAGCAACAUUUGCUCCUCCAAUCUUAAGAUAUGACUAUAUAGUAAUAGGUGGAGGAUCAUGUGGUUGUCCACUAGCAGCAACACUUUCACAUGGUGGAGAAGUUUUAGUCCUUGAAAGAGGAGGUUCACCAUAUACAAAUCCAGAACAAAUCAAGAUAAAUAAGUUUGUUCAUGCUCUUGUUAACACAAGCCUUUCAUCAUUUUCCCAACAAUUCAUAUCAACCGACGGUGUCCUCAAUGCUCGUGCUCGCGUCUUAGGCGGUGGUUCUGUCUUGAAUGCUGGAUUCUACUCAAGGGCUAGCAAUAGGUACAUAAGUGAAACUGGUUGGAAUGAAACUUUGGCUGAGAGUGCAUAUGAAUGGGUUGAAAAUAAAGUUGCUUUUGAGCCUCCAAUAAUGCAAUGGCAAUCAGCAGUGAGGGAUGGUUUACUUGAAGCAGGGGUUUUGCCUUACAAUGGUUUUACUUUUGAUCAUUUAUAUGGGACUAAGGUUGGAGGGUCAAUUUUUGAUAAGGAGGGUCAUAGACACACUGCAGCUGAUUUGUUAGAGUAUGCUUAUCCAACAAGAAUUUCUGUUUAUUUGCAUGCCACAGUGCAGAAGAUACUGUUUAAGUAUAACGCAGAAAAAAAUAGGCCACAAGCUUAUGGAGUGAUAUUCAAAGAUGCAUUGGGAAUCAUACAUAGAGCAUACAUAAGCUCCAAUGUGAAGAAUGAAAUAAUAGUAUCAGCUGGUGCAAUUGGAAGUCCACAGUUACUGAUGCUGAGUGGUAUUGGUCCAGCUAAACAUCUUAAGGCACAUGGAAUCAAAGUAGUUUUGGAUCAGCCUUUGGUUGGUCAAGGAAUGGCAGAUAAUCCAAUGAAUAUUCUAUUUGUUCCUUCUCCUUUACCUGUUGAACUUUCUCUCGUUCAAACAGUUGGAAUCACUAAGAAUGGCAGCUUCAUUGAAGCAGUUAGUGGAUUAAACCUUGGUCUUUCUUGGUUUGACAGGCUUAGAGGGAUUUUUGAAUUGGUGUCAAACCAGAGUGGCCUACCGCACAAGUUCGCACCAGAAACCAUGAAAAGUUUUGCAAACAUAAUUCGAUCAUUAGACAAUUCAACUCUCAAAGGAGGAGUCAUACUAGAAAAGAUAAGAGGACCAAGAUCAACAGGUCACUUAGAACUCCUAACAACUAAUCCCAAUGAUAAUCCAUCAGUUACAUUUAACUAUUUCAAAGAUCCAGAAGACUUGAGAAUGUGUGUGGAAGGCAUGAAAACCAUCAUAAAUGUGAUAAACUCAAAAGCAUUCUCAAGAUUCCGGUAUCCCAACAUGUCUGUACAAGCUCUAAUAGAUUGGAUGUUAUACGUGCCAGUGAAUUUUAGGCCAAAACAUCGCAAUGCUUCAUUUUCUUUGGAACAAUAUUGCAUUGACACUGUCUUAACAAUUUGGCAUUAUCAUGGAGGUUGCCAAUAUGGUAAAGUUGUUGAUCAUAAUUAUAAAGUCAUUGGUGUCGAAGCUCUUAGAGUAAUUGAUGGAUCGACUUUUUAUCGCUCACCAGGGACUAACCCUCAAGCUACUGUAAUGAUGCUUGGAAGGUACAUGGGACAAAAGAUUAUAAAGAAAAGACUCUCUCAGGAGGAAGUGAAGUGAUCAAUUGAAUUCAUAUUUUUCCAUAGUUGUUGUGUGUAAUAGUUGAGUGAUUACCAGACAUUUUCUUCUGCAUAUUG